AUGCUUUCUUUAAAAUAUAUUUGCAUCCUCUAUACAAGGAAGGAAGAAAUGGUUUUGACUUUUGUAAAGAAAAUAAUUUUUUUCUUCAUGACCAUGCUUGGCAUUGUGGGGAACAUAUCUGUUUCUCUGAAUUACAUGUUCAGCUGGCGGGGAGGCCCUGAGAAGAAACCCAUACACCUGAUUCUCAUCCACUUGAUUUUUACAAACAUCAUAAUCCUUCUUGCAAAAGGUUUGCCAAUGACAAUAGCAGCUUUUGGUUUAAGAAACUUCCUGGAUGACAUAGGCUGUAAGAUUAUAUUUUACCUGGAUAGGGUGGCCCGGGGCCUCUCCAUCUGCACCAGCAGUCUCCUCACUGUGGUCCAGGCCAUCACCAUCAGUCCCAGAGCAUCUGGGAGGCUCAGGCCAAUGUCUGCAUGGCACAUCCUUUCAAUCUUCUCAUUCUUUUGGAUACUCAAUUCUUUAAUAGGUGUUAAUGUAAUCCAUUCUACUACAAAUACAAGACUGAAUGUAUCACAGCUUAAAAGUGAUGACAACUAUUGUCAUUUUAUGUUACCAACUCAGAAAUUUAGAUGGAUUUUUCUUCUCCUCAUGGUCCUGAGAGACGCAGUGUUCCAGGGCGCCAUGGGAGGGGCCAGUGGCUACAUGGUCUUUCUUCUCCACAAGCACCACCAGCAUGUCCUCUACCUUCAGAACUCCAAGCUUCUCUACAGAACUCCCCCUGAGCUGAGAGCUGCUCAAAGUGUCCUCCUUCUGAUGCUCUGUUUUGUUUUCUUCUACUGGUCAGAUUGUGCUCUUUCUCUAUUUCUAAAUCUCUCUUCAACAGCCAAUACUUUGAUGGCAAAUACUCAUGGAUUUCUGGCCCUUGGUUAUGCAAUAUUCAGCCCCCUUGUGCUGAUUCACAGGGAUGGACUUCUGACUGAGUGUUGGCAUGCUCAGUGUGAGAAAUUGAGAAAAUAUCUCUCUCAGUUAUUUGUUCAAUGA
Molecule: messenger RNA, 981 nt
Organism: Acomys russatus (golden spiny mouse)
Lineage: Eukaryota; Metazoa; Chordata; Mammalia; Rodentia; Muridae
Product: vomeronasal type-1 receptor 4-like
Exons: 1
Coding region: 1-981 (326 amino acids)
Biological process (GO): G protein-coupled receptor signaling pathway
Cellular component (GO): membrane
Molecular function (GO): pheromone receptor activity
Source: RefSeq, a predicted model, not a curated record